This is a messenger RNA of Rotaria sp. Silwood1, 1161 nucleotides long. NCBI's taxonomy places the organism in Eukaryota, Metazoa, Rotifera, Eurotatoria, Philodinida, Philodinidae. The record is from the annotation of a GenBank genome assembly.
AUGAAUCAUCCAUUAUCUGCCAUUAAUGAAAUAACUUUGAUGGAAAAUCUUAUUGAUACAAAAUUUAUUAAAUAUUCUGGUAAAGGCGAUGCCAAGGCUUGGUUAUUACAAACAAUGAAUCAAUUUAAACAAUAUGGAUUACGUCGUCUUGAACAAUUUCAAGCUAUACCAUUUUUAUUAGAAGAUACAGCAUAUUCAUGGUAUACUCAGAAUAAACAGUUAAUUAUUAAUUUUGAAAGAUUUGCCAACUUAUUCCUUAAACAAUACUCAUCUACAUCAUCAACAAUACAAAAUAAUAUUCCUGUAGAGACGGUUGCACCGUCAAUUAUUGCUCCAAAUUUUUUACCUACAUCACAUUUACAGCAGACGAUCGUCGAUGAAAUUAUUAAAAAACCAACAUAUUUUCGUGGCUCAAAAGAUGAUGUUCACGAUUGGUUAGGAAAAUUAGAACAACGUUUUAAAAUGGCAAAAUGGAAUGAUGAAGAGAAAUUACAAUAUAUUUCAAUACAUUUACAAGAUGAUGCAUAUCGAUGGUGGACACAAACAUCUACGACGAUUAAAUCAUGGUCAUUAUUUACUGAAGCUGUUACAAAGGCUUUUGGAUCAACAGAGGUACAAGAAUUAGCUUUUGAACAAUUAAAAUGGUACAAACAAACGGUUAAUCAAUCUAUUACACAAUAUUAUGAUAAAAUUAUUGAAUUAUGUAAGAAAGUUGAUCCAGCUAUGCCUGAUUCAUUAAAAUUAAAAUAUUUAAUGGCUGGUGUAAAAGAAUCAUUAAAGUUACAUAUUGCCUUAUAUGAUCCACAAACGAUUGAAACAUUUUUAUCAUAUGCAAGAAAACUAGAAGAUACAUUAUCUUUUACUAAAACUGAUUACAUAAUACAUCAAUAUAAUGAAUCACAAGAUGUUCAUACAUUUCAGCAAUCAUUAUCACCAAUAGCUACUCCUGAAGGACAACAUGAACACAAUGAAUACAAAAAUGUUCAAUAUUCACAACAAGAACUUUUAGACACAAAGGGUGAGAAUAAUUCACGUUAUAAGAAUUCUUUUUAUUCUAGUCAAUCACGUAAUUCAACACCAAAUAAGUCUUCAAGAAUUUGUUAUACAUGUGGUACUCCUGGACAUUAUUCUCGGGAUUGUACCCGUCACCAUUUCGAGUAA